This is a messenger RNA of Bicyclus anynana (squinting bush brown), 3466 nucleotides long. RefSeq names its product oocyte zinc finger protein XlCOF6-like. Gene Ontology annotation, cellular component: nucleus. Gene Ontology annotation, molecular function: DNA-binding transcription factor activity, RNA polymerase II-specific; RNA polymerase II cis-regulatory region sequence-specific DNA binding; zinc ion binding. The record is from RefSeq and is a predicted model, not a curated record. Gene Ontology annotation, biological process: regulation of transcription by RNA polymerase II. Lineage: Eukaryota; Metazoa; Arthropoda; Insecta; Lepidoptera; Nymphalidae. The transcript is spliced from 8 exons. The coding region runs from base 237 to 2894 and encodes 885 amino acids.
GACACAUCUUCCAAAAAACAGAAGGCCGAAAACUCAGAAUACAGAAAGCCGAAAAGUAUCCCGGAGUAUAAGAUAAACUAAUCUUAUUUACAUUGUUAUUUAUCUCGUGAAACGUGAAUGAAUUUUGUGGUAAAUUCAUUAAACGAUAAUAUUAACUGAUCUUAGGUGUUUCCUUUUAACGGUGUAGUAGUGUACAGUGAGAACAAAGAGCAGUAUCAGUUGAGGACUAUUGUAUCAUGACGAAGAACUACACACCUAUGGUGCGGUGCUGCGCGCCUUUCUGCGAAAAUACUUUAGACAAUGUGUCGACAUCUGAAAGAACGGGAAUUACCUUUCAUGCAGUACCCAGUGAAGGCAAUCUCCAUACUGCUUGGCUCAGAGCCCUCGGCACACAAGACCAUCACCUGCCCGACCCUGCUGUGGUCUGCUCCCAGCACUUUCUGGAUGACGACUUUUGUACAACAGAGAGUUGUGUGAGGCAGAUUCACUCUCAUGCUAUUCCUUCAAUAGUGCAGAUGUGCAUGAUAUGCCUGGACACUGGCAGCAAGCUGUCUCUAAUGAGUAAACACAAGUUGGAGGAGGCAUAUGAACAGCUAACUGGACUGUCUUUGUUUCAGUUGUGUCGUCGAGGAAACCUGAAGCAAACACUCUGUGUGCUGUGUGCUCAGAGAUUGAUUAACUUCAGUAGAUUUAGAGACUUGAGCUUGAGAGCCCAUUCACUGAUGACAGACUUAGUUGAACAACAUGAAUUAAAUACUAUACAACACAAAGAAUUGAUGAACUGCACAACUGCACAUCUGAAGUGUAAUUUGACACAAACAACAUUAGGAGCUAACCAUUGUGACUUGUACAUAGAUCACACUGAUGAAGAGGAGCAGACAGCAGCAGAGGAAUCUGUAGUGGGAGAUGUUGCAACAGUUGUGGUGAAGAAAGAACGCAGUUCUGACUCCAUGUCGAGUGCUGAUAACUUGGCACAAGACAAUCAUUGUGUAUCCAAGGAGGAAUACGAUAUAAGCAUCAAGUUAGAAGAGGAUCCACUGGCUGAGGCUGUGAGUGAAGCUCAUCAUAGAAGAGCAGCAACUUCCUGCACUGCAGUUGCAAAACAUGAGAUUGAAAUAAAGAGUUACAUAAAGAGUGAAAGUAUUACCUUCGGAUGUACAAUUUGUUUGCAAGAAUUUGUGGAAGAGAAUGCAUACUAUGAACAUAUGAUCAUGCAUCUCCAGGACGCUGGCGGCGACGCUGCAUGUGAUGCAUCACAAGUGUGCGAGCCUCGUGCAGCUGUGAGCCGCAGCGGUGACUCACUCGUGCUGCAGAACAAGUCAGUAUACAACGACGCUGCAUGUGAUGCAUCACAAGUGUGCGAGCCUCGUGCAGCUGUGAGCCGCAGCGGUGACUCACUCGUGCUGCAGAACAAGUCAGUAUACAACGACGCUGCAUGUGAUGCAUCACAAGUGUGCGAGCCUCGUGCAGCUGUGAGCCGCAGCGGUGACUCACUUGUGCUGCAGAACAAGUCAGUAUACAACGACGCUGCAUGUGAUGCAUCACAAGUGAGCGAGCCUCGUGCAGCUGUGAGCCGCAGCGGUGACUCACUCGUGCUGCAGAACAAGUCCGUAUACAAGGACGCUGCAUGUGAUGCAUCACAAGUGUGCGAGCCUCGUGCAGCUGUGAGCCGCAGCGGUGACUCACUCGUGCUGCAGAACAAGACAGGGAGUCAGAGGCUGAGCGAUGAGCCUCCCCCGGCUGCAGGCUGCGCUCCGGCUGUAGUCGCUCCACUGUCCGCGAGACUUGCGGCAAACGACGAGAGCAAAGUGCAGGCAACUGAAGGAGCAGGUGCGAUCCUGACAAGCCAACAAAUCCUUGAAACUGACAUUGACGAACUGGACAACCGAUCGUCUCAUAGCAGCACCAAACCAUGCACAGAUAUAUAUAGAUUGACAAAUUGCGUAGUCCAGUUAUACGAUAUAUUCAAGAAACCCAAGAAAGCUGUACUAGAUGAGAAUCCACACGUGAGAGCUCACACUGCCACAAAGCCUUACUCUUGUGACUUAUGCAAUUAUAAAACUGUACAUAAAGGUAGCUUGUUAAGACACACAAUAACCCACACUGGUGAAAAGCCAUUUUCCUGUGAGAUAUGUAGUUAUAAAUGUGCACGAAAAAGUAGUUUAUUAGAGCAUAUUAAAACUCACACUGGUGAAAAACCAUUUUCCUGUGAGAUAUGCAGUUAUAAAUGUGCACUAAAAAGUCAUUUAUUACAGCAUAUUAAAACCCACACUGGUGAAAAGCCAUUUUCCUGUGAGAUAUGCAGUUAUAAAUGUGCUCGAAAAAGUAAUUUAUUACAGCAUAUUAAAACCCACACUGGUGAGAAACCUUUUUCCUGUGAGAUAUGUAGUUAUAAAUGUGCACUAAAAAAUAGUUUAUUACGGCAUAUUAAAACCCACACUGGUGACAAACCAUUUUCCUGUGAGAUAUGUAGUUAUAAAUGUGCACUAAAAAGUAGUUUAUUACACCAUAUUAAAACCCACACUGGUGAAAAGCCAUUUUCCUGUGAGAUAUGUAGUUAUAAAUGUGCACUAAAAAGUAAUUUAUUACAGCAUAUUAAAACCCACACUGGUGAAAAGCCAUUUUCCUGUGAGAUAUGCUGUUAUAAAUGUACACGAAAAAGUCUUUUAUUACAGCAUAAUAAAACCCACACUGGUGAAAAGCCAUUUUCCUGUGAAAUAUGUAAUUAUAAAUGUGCACUAAAAAGUAAUUUAUUACAGCAUAUUAAAACCCACACUGGGGAAAAGCCAUUUUCCUGUGAGAUAUGCUGUUAUAAAUGUACACGAAAAAGUCUUUUAUUACAGCAUAUUAAAACCCACACUGGUGAAAAGCUGUCGUCUUUCCAGCGCGUGUAGGGUCUGCUUUACGACGUUUGCAUGAUGGUUUUACAAGUUAGCCCUUGAUUACAAUCUCACCUGAUGGUAAGUGAUGAUGCAAUCUAAGAUGGAAGCGGGCUAACUUCUUAGGAGGAGGAACAAAAUCGCUUGGCGGUACGUCUUUGUCAGUAGGAUGGUAACUAGCCACGGCCGAAGCCAGCCAGACCUGGACCAAUUAACAAAACCUCAAUCGGCCCAGCCGGGAAUCGAACCCAGGACCUCCGUCUUGUAUAUCCACUGCGCCACGGAGGCCGUAACAUGUCCAGCCCAUUUUCGUUAUUGUUUUAACUCUCACGCCCGGUGGGCGUAGCGAGGUGCGCCCCCCCCCCCCCCCAGCAGAGUGGUCGGAUACUUCAGAAAUAAUAGUUUCUGCGAAAACCGGGCGAAACCGAAAUUGAGACUAAAGCUGAAGUGAUUUACUCAAUUUAAGUAUAGCUGUGUGUUUGUUUUAUUUGUUUUGUACAAGAAGUUUUGUAUGCAAUAAUUAUUUUUCUUUCAUUAAAUAAAUGAAUAAAAUAGCCUUUUAUUUUAAACAGCGAUUGAUUACACGA